AUGGGUUCUUCUCCGAAUUCAAAGCCUAAAAUCAUUCGAGGCUCCGCCGGUUACGUUCUCGAAGACGUUCCUCAUCUCUCCGAUUACAUUCCUGAAUUACCAACUUAUUCUAAUCCGUUGCAAGAUAAUCCUGCUUAUUCGGUUGUCAAGCAAUAUUUCGUGCAUGUGGAUGAUAGUGUUCCUGAAAAGAUUAUUGCUAAUAAAGAUAGUCCAAGAGGGAUACAUUUUCGGCGUGCUGGACCUCGUCAAAGGGUGUAUUUCGAAUCAGAUGAAGUUCAGGCUGCCAUCGUGACAUGCGGAGGCUUAUGUCCUGGUCUCAAUACCGUUAUUAGGGAGUUAGUAUGUGGUCUAUACCAUAUGUACGGUGUCAAGAAAGUAUUAGGAAUCAGUGGAGGAUACAAGGGUUUUUAUGCUCACAAUACAAUCCCUCUAACUCCUAAAACCGUAAAUGAUAUACAUAAGCGGGGAGGAACUAUCCUUGGUUCAUCGCGAGGCGGACAUGACACAACUAAGAUAGUUGACAGUAUUUAUGAUAGGGGAAUCAACCAGGUUUAUAUAAUAGGAGGAGAUGGAACUCAGAGGGGUGCAUAUAAAAUUUUUGAGGAAAUUAGAAGGCGUGGCCUCAAGGUUGCAGUUGUAGGAAUCCCAAAAACCAUAGAUAAUGACAUUCCGGUUAUUGACAAGUCCUUCGGCUUUGACACAGCUGUUGAGGAGGCUCAGCGUGCUAUAAAUGCAGCACAUGUUGAAGCUGAAAGCGUUGAAAACGGCAUAGGUGUUGUCAAGUUGAUGGGCCGGUACAGUGGAUUUAUUGCAAUGUAUGCUACCCUUGCAAGUCGGGAUGUGGACCUUUGCUUAAUUCCGGAGACACCCUUUUACCUUGAAGGUCCGGGUGGACUUUUUGAGUUUGCGGAGAGAAGACUAAAAGAAAACGGCCACAUGGUUAUUGUGAUUGCUGAAGGUGCAGGACAGGAACUUGUUACCGAGAGCAUCCAAGCCAUGUACAAGCAGGAUGCUUCCGGAAACAAACUUCUUCAAGAUGUCGGGCUUUGGAUAUCCCAGAAAUUGAAGGACCAUUUUGCUAAACAGAGGACAAUGGGCAUAACUCUCAAAUAUAUAGAUCCUACCUAUAUGAUUCGAGCUGUUCCGAGCAAUGCUUCUGACAAUGUGUACUGCACACUUCUUGGUCAAAGUGCUGUUCAUGGAGCAAUGGCAGGUUACACUGGUUUUACUAGUGGGCUUGUGCAUGGAAGACAAGCUUAUAUACCUUUUAAUAGAAUCACGGAAGGACAGAACACGGUAGUGAUAACAGAUCGAAUGUGGGCUAGGCUUUUAUCUUCGACAAAUCAACCGAGUUUUUUGAUUGCUAAGACUGUCGCUGAAGAGAAGAAGAAAGAAGAGGAAGAUUCGUUUAAUCUGUAG
Messenger RNA from Lathyrus sativus (Indian pea), 1419 nucleotides. The record is from the annotation of a GenBank genome assembly. Lineage: Eukaryota; Viridiplantae; Streptophyta; Magnoliopsida; Fabales; Fabaceae.